AUGUCGGACAUUGCAGCUAUUCGCAUGGAUGGCACUUCGGAAUACUACAUCAGACGCGACGCUUUCUUGGCCAGAUCUCCCCGCGUCAUUCUUCAGCUUGGAUUGGCCAAGGCAGGAUUAGGCGUCACCAACUUUUUCGCCCACCGUGUGACUGGUCGUGGAACGCUCGCUAUUGCAAGCUACGGAGGCAUUUACCGCCUUGUUCUCGCGCCCAAGGAGGAGUACCUCGUCAACCCUAGACAUUUGAUCGCUUGGGAGGCUGGUUCAUCACCUACAGCUUCGCGUCUGGCUAUCGACCCUACGCAUUUGGCAGAGCCCGAGUCGCGUUCGUCCAAGAUCCUCUCUAACCCCUACGUCGCCACGACAUUGAACAUUGCCUCCCGUCUCGGAGAGCGUCUGGGCAAUGUCCUCUUUGGAAAGCAAGAGUUUGUCCGCCUCCAGGGACCCGGAGAUUUCUACCUCUGCAGUCGCGUCCGCCCGAGCACUGAAGUUUUAAAGCAGAUAACCUCCUCAGCCACCAAGCUUCCCGUCAUUUUCCCUGCCCCCGUUGCUCCCGCACCUCCCAAGCCUACCACCCCUCCAAACACUUUUGCGACUGUGACUCGUGAUGGCCAUGUUACUAUUACCAAGACUGGCUCCGCCGCUGCUGCAUCGUCUGCUACUGCUUCUACGCCUCUUUCGGGAUCGACUCCUCAGAUCAAGCGUCAGGUUAUUGACCACCACGGCGAGGGCUCUACUAUUACCAAACGCGAGUCAAGCAGCGCAUAG
Linnemannia hyalina is the source of this 768-nucleotide messenger RNA. NCBI's taxonomy places the organism in Eukaryota, Fungi, Mortierellomycota, Mortierellomycetes, Mortierellales, Mortierellaceae. The record is from the annotation of a GenBank genome assembly.